Messenger RNA from Bactrocera oleae (olive fruit fly), 8076 nucleotides. It is a transcript of the gene corn, whose product is annotated as microtubule-binding protein cornetto. NCBI's taxonomy places the organism in Eukaryota, Metazoa, Arthropoda, Insecta, Diptera, Tephritidae. The record is from RefSeq and is a predicted model, not a curated record.
UAGCACUGCUAACAUCAGUUCUGUUCGGCGUUGCAUUUCUGUUCGAUCUUAAAUCGAGUUCGGAUGUAACUGAGUUGCCAUCAGCACGUUGUUGUUAAUUGUACGUUGAGAUAAAUUUUCGGUAUUUUUAACAAAAGCUUCAAAUCGAAUUUGUGUUGUACAGAAGUGAAUAAAAAAAUGUGUGGUUAGUUAUGUGUUGCAUUAUGCCUAAGCUAAUAAAGAUGUCUAUAAAGAAUCAUUAGAGAAAAUGUAUUACUAAAGUGAAGUCGCAAGGAAGUUCAUGACUUCCGCAAAAGCUAAAGAUUUAAUUGAUUUUUCGCCCAUGGGUGAAUGUGAGAGUGUAUAUGUGUGUGAAAUACAGCUGCUGCAAAUUUGCAGGCUGCACAAUACAGAAAAUUAGAAACACAUUAACCAAUUGAAGCAAAACGGCACCAGAGCCAGCACAAAGUAUACUAUAUAAACAGCAAAAACCGCCAUCACAACAUCAGCAGUACCAGCAGCAACUGUCACACAAACUUAGAGACCCCCUGACAUUUAAAUUUUUUCCUUCACUUUUGUGCAACAGCGUCAACGGUAGCUGCACUUACAGUCUAAACUACAGCUUAAAAAUCACAGCGCCGACAUCGAGGAAACUAUAGGAGCCAAACCACAACACGCCGUGACGAAGUCAUCAUAUAGCCUUUUUGCUGGAAUUGUGGAUAAAAUGCAUCAAUAAUUGUAGAGCUUUACUUAAGUGCAACACUCACUAGCCAUAACAGGAGGAACAUGUCCGCCAUAUUAUUUUCUCAGGAUUGUGAACAGCAAAAUCAACAAGCAGAUGAACUGCAAUCGGAUAAGUUUGCAUUUAAAGAAGAUUCGUGUAACGGUUUUAGUGAGGAAAUAAACAAUGAAUCAGAAAUACAAUUACCGCCAAGCAUAACAAGUAUUCCUAGUACUGAUAAAACAGCCAAUGAUUCCUUUAAUAUUAAGGCCGCCGAGCCACAAUUCGAGAGCGAUUGCAAUGGCCUCUUGAAUAGUAAAAUGGCAGCUCUAGCGUUGAAUGAGGGCGACUGUAGUCAAUGCGAUGGUGGUAGUGAUAGUGGCCUUGAUACAGCGACCACGAAGCUUGCUAAUGGAGAAAUUGCUAGCAAUAACGAUAAUAUUGACAGCAAUUGCAAUGAAAAAGGUAGUGUCGCCACAAAAAACUGUACAUUACAACGUGCGUUGAGCAGUACUAGUGGGGGCUACGCCAGCAGCACCGGCGGUAUAGAGGAUGUCAAUAAUCAGACGACAAUGCCUGUAGCGCUGCCGCUGGCUAAUGUGAGCAACGCAAGUAUGCAAGGUCUAAAUACAUCGGGCAACUCUAGUUUGCUUAGUUGUGGCUCAGAGCUGGCGAUCAGCACAACCAACGGUGCAGUGUCCUCAGCAACGCAAAGCUUUGAGUGUUACAGCGAGAACGGCAGCGAAAGUUCUUCAAUGCUGGGUGGUGGCACUGUGUCAACAACACCAGUACGACGCUCAAGCAGUACUAAAACUAAAAUGAGGGUUUAUGAGGCUGGUCGUGGCGCUUUUGCCACUCCAAUGUCCCGCAGUAUGCGAGAACGUGAUUGCAGCACUACACCAAUUUCUGGAAACUCAACUUCCAUUAGUGGCAACCAAGUUAGUAGCGCAACAACACCACGUACGCGUCCUGUUGGUGUAAAGCGUACUUCAUCUUUGUCGCGUCAUGUACCUGCAGUAGCGUCGACAGUAGCGCAACGUCAUGCUGAAAAGCCCCAGUCGACUAAUGCCACUAAUAAAACUUUAAUGGCUGCACCAACUUCAUCCUUUCGUUCCACUACGACGACACGUGCCACAAAACCACAAAAGCCGGAUUCCUUGCCGAACACACUGAGCCGCACGCAGUCUAUGAGCAUGCAGCGCCUAGUACAACGUACACCCUCAUUAAGUCGAGCGCGUACGCCAUGUACCCCUCAAGAGGAUGGCCGUUGGCCUGGCAAUUCCCGGGCUAGCACAGCUAGCGGGGCUGCGAAGCGCGGUGUGUCUGCAACUCCAGAUUUGAUGUCACUGAAAAUGCGCUCCUCAAACAUGAUGGCAUCGAUGGAGCUGAAGUCCACUAGCAACAAUACCAGUUCAAAUCCAUACAGCACGUUGCCGCGCCGGCGUAAACAAAAGUCCGUCGAAGACUUGACGGCAACACCUGACUCGCGCAGCAGCUCAAUAACACGUGAUACACGUAUGACCACGUCCGUAAUGGUAAGCACACGCAGAAGCCUCGUAAGCGCAUUUGGUGCAUCAACGCCACAAAGUAACCAACCGCGUUCAUUGAUACAUACGCGAAAAACACCAGCGCAGCCGCCUAAAACGCGCAUAUACCAUGAGACUAGCGUUCAGACGGCGCUCACUGGAGAAGAUCUGGAGAAUGUGUUUGCUGGUCGGACACCGGCAACGCGUGCUGUAGAUGCAGUUGAACAAAAUGAACAGACCACACAGACUGAUAUACGUGACGCUGAAUUAGAGCGAUUACGGGAUGAAGUGCGUCAAUUAGCGCAGCGUGAACAUGAAUUAAGUACUAAACUUCAACGCGAACGUGAAGAGAAGUUGGCUACACAGCGUGAAUUAAAUUUGAAUACAGAACGGGUGAUGAGUAUGUUAGAAAAGGCUCGCUUAGCAGGAGGAAAAUACGGCCUUACAGGCGGCAGCGUGAGUGGCAUUAGUAUGGACGGCGACGCUACCACACCAACCUCGGACGAAGGUAGUGGAAGUGGCCACGAUAGUUUACUUAUGUUGGAAUCGCAAAUACAAAUGAGUGGCCAUGAGUUAAUCGAGCGUCAGCAUGAGAUUGGACAGCUGCGUCAGUUGUGCCGAUCCUUGCAGCACGAAAUGAAUCGUUCACUGGCCGCGCAGGAAUGCUUAUUGCAAGAAAAAGCCGCCAUAGAGCAGGAGUCGAAUGAGCUACAGGACUUUUUGCAACAUGAAAAAUCAGCAUUAUGUGAUGCAUUAAAAGAAUUGGAGAAUGAGCAUCAAGCUUGCAAACAAAAAUUGUCGGGACGUGAAGAAGAAGUGAAGGUUUUGCGCGAUGAAUGUCGUCACUUAGUGCGGCUCAAUGAGCAGCGAAGGCAGGAGAAUCGUAUGCUACAGUCCAAAUAUGCAGCGCUGGAAAGUAAAUCAAAAGAAAUUAUGAUGCAACAAAACUAUUCGGUCUCAGGGGCAUCUGCCGCAUUGUCGGGCCUGCAUUCUCGUUUGGAUAGCUUAGUUGAACAAUUGGUGUCCACUUACAAUAUAACUGAACACGAUUUGGAGGAUAUCGGUUUCCAGCCAGAAGUACAACAACAAAAUCACAGUAACACAUUGGAGACGCGAUCAACACAAAAUGUAGAAGAUUAUCUGGGUCGAUUGCCAUCGAACAUUAAUGUAAACGGACUGGACUGUUGCACACAAUCCAAACAGUUCUUACCACAACCUAGUGAUGGAUCUUUGUCGCCACAAAGAAAUCAAUCAUUCAUCGCGGCCGUAAUAAGUGCCAUACGCAAUGCAACUACUCCGUCUAGUAAAAAACUAUUGGCGCGAAAUGGAAAACGCAUUAGUCUUGAAAAUGCUGGUUUGAGUGAUUCAAACGGUCAAGCUACGUCAAAAAAUAAUAACAACUAUAAUGGAGAUAUAAAGAAUAGAGAUGGUGAUGACUCCGAUUCCACUGAAAUGCUCGAUUCGGAAACAGAACCCUGUCUAAUGAUGGACAACGUGUUGGAAGAUGUCACAAUGCCCGAUUCUCAUUCACACAAUAUGGUCUCAUCAUGCACGGGUGUUAUUUCUCAAUUGGAAGUACCGUCGGAACUGAUUAAUCCUCCGUCUGGCGAUGAAUCAUUGCAUAACUUGUCACAAGCUAUUGUGAAUCGUCAACAGAUGGAAUUGCAGAUCAGCAACAUGCAAAGUGUACAAAAGGCAUCAUUACAAUUGAAUCAAUGCGAGCAUGAUAACUCAGAUGAUGCUAGUUGCCAUGAUUCGGUGGCUGAAAUGCCUUCCCUAAUGGAGUAUUGCACAGCCCAAGCAGUGGUGGACCAGGUGAUCGAAGUAGACAGCUUGGUAACCAAAUUGCUCAAGGUCCUGCGUCUCAUACAAAUGGACAACGAUAAUUGCAUACAGCAACUGAUUGUCGAUAAGAAUAAGCUACAAGAAAAUAAAGAGGAUAUGUUAGAGAAAAUAAAAGAUUUGCAGGAUGUGAACAUAAAGUUGCAAGAUGAGCUUAUGGAUGCUACACAAGAGCUAAUGUUAAAGAACAACGAUUUGUCGAACACGAAAGCUGAAAUGCAACGACACCGUAAUGAGAUCGAUCGUCUAACGCAGGACAUUUGCAAUUUGAGUACGCUCUGCAGCAAUUACAAAAAACUCUCACCGACAGUUGAGUUUUCGCCCCUGCAACAGCAAUUACUCUGCCCCAACCAAACAGCGUUGCACAACAUAACACCCGCCGAAGGUGAAAUCAUUGACAAUGGGGCAGAAAACGAUGCGGAGAGCAUUUUGAAUUUGCUCAAAAUGUGGCAGACAGAAGGUCAAUUCAAUAAACUCAAGAUUCGAGACUUCCUCAGCACGUUUGUUCAGUGCCAGCGGUGUCUACCCGAGCAAACGCAGGAGAACAGCAACAAUGAGCGCUUGCGUGUGUACGCCAACCAAUUGGAAAAUGUAUUGUUAGUGUUGCAAGCAUGCGAACAAUCAACGCUAAAUUAUGCGGAUUUGCAGAAGCUGCGCUGUGACAUUGAGAUCGUUAAGGCGAACGCAAAUUGGUCAAGUAUAAUUGCUGAUCGAGCGGCGGAAGUGAACUGUAACAAUGCCAAGCUGUUAAAAGCUAACAGUAAUAAUAGUAAUGAGGAUGUCAAUGCGAAUGCGGCAUUUGAGAAGAAGGAAGUCAAUUGAUAAGUUAAAUAUUAAAAUGGUGGGUUUCCUAUAAAUAUGUAGCAUAUGACACAAGGUUAGUCAGGAUAUUUAGAUGAGGAAUCAGAAUAAUUCGCUCCACACGCCAUCCAAAAAUGUCCAUUUAUGUAUAUUUAUUAACAAAUUAGCGUUAUUUAUUGCAUAAUAGCACUUACGUUUAAGGCCCUAAAAUGCCACAAAAAUGAGUAGUUUUGUAAAGCAUGCUUAGCAUUUGCCGCCAAUCAUUCUUUGCUUGGCUUUGUUGGGCAAAAUUUUGAUGGAAAAAGAGACUAGCUUAUUGCGUUAAGGAGAGACUUAAACAUCGUUAUUAAAAUGUGAGAAAGCUUUUCUUAUUAAAAAUUAUUUAUUCGAGUAAAUGGGAAUGACAUCCGAAUUCGUAAUAAUAAUAAUAUGAAUACACUACUCAACAAAUUUGAAGGAAAUAAUUGCGACUGAUGCCUUAAGAGGUCUGUGCGGGUAUUUGAAUUGUGCUGAUUACGAAUUUGAGUUCAAAAAUUUUCCAUCACGUACAGCUAGUUUUGUCAUUUUAGCAAAGGGUGGUGGUUUGACCCCUAAACCCUUUGACCACAAUUAAAAAAAUUCUACGCAUUAGGAAAUUUUUACUAUCAUUUUCGGUUAUAGCAACCCAAAAUUAGCAAGAAACAGCCAAUAAGAUCAAUCUUUUUGGCAUCCCUCCCCACUCUCUGAAAAUGGGUGAUUUCUGAUUAUAACCUCGCCCACUCUCUCUAUAACGGUUGUAUGGUAUAGUGGUCCGAUAUCGGUUAUUUUAUUUUUUAAAAAGAGCAGUUUCUUCGAAACAAAAGGACAUGUGCAAAAUUUCAAAUCGAUAUCUCAAAAACUAACUACGUAUGCAUAUAUAUUUUGAGGGUCUCCAAAGCUUCCAUCUGGGUGUUACAAACUUGUAGUGAAAUUUUUCUGGUAUUUUUCUACACCACUUAUCUACCCUCUGUUAACGAUAUUUUAGAACUUAUAUACAUACAUAUAUGUCUACAACUCUGCGCACAUAUGUAGUUCGAGUGCAACACAUAUCGAAUUUUUAUACUCUCGCAACCUGUUGCUACAGAGUAUAAUAGUUUUGUUCACCUAACGGUUGUUUGUAUCACCUAAAACUAAUCGAGUUAGAUAUAGGGUUAUAUAUAUAUAAAUGAUCAGGAUGAAGAGACGAGUUGAAAUCCGGGUGACUGUCUGUCCGUCCGUCCGUCCGUCCGUGCAAGCUCUAACUUGAGUAAAAAUUGAGAUAUCUUUAUGAAACUUGGUAGACAUGUUUCUUGGUACCGUGAGACGGUUGGUAUUGCAGAUGGGCGUAAUCGGACCACUGCCACGCCCACAAAACGCCAUUAAUCAAAAACAAAUAACUUGCCAUAACUAAGCUCCGCAAUAAGAUAAAAGACUGUUAUUUGGUACACAGGAUCACAUUAGGGAGGGGCAUCUGCAGUUAGAUGUUUUUUUUAAAAAGUGGGCGUGUUCCCGCCUUUAAUAGGUUUAAUGUGCAUAUCUCCUAAACCGCUAAUGCUAUAAUAACAAAAUUCACUAGAAGCAAAUGUUUUUAGCACUUCUAUUGACGGUGUGAAAAUAGUUGAAAUCGGGUGGCAACUCCGCCCACUCCCCAUAUAACGGUACUGUUAAAAACUACUAAAAGCGCGAUAAAUCAAGCACUAAACACGCCAGAGACAUUAAAUUUUAUCUCUGAGAUGGUAUAAGAUGACUUUAUAGGAACCGCGUUCAAAAUUAGACAGUGGGCGUGGCACAGCCCACUUUUAGGUGAAAACCCAUAUCUUGAGAUCUGCUUAACCGAUUUCAACCAAAUUCGGUGCAUAACGUUCUUUUCAUGUUUCUAUGUCAUAGUGCGAAAAUGGGCGAAAUCGGACUACAACCACGCCUACUUCCCAUAUAACACCAUUUUCAAUUCCACCUGAUUCUUUCACUUUCCACUAUGCAAAUCAGGUAACAAUGAUUAUAUCGGGGUAAAACUUUGCGUGAAUAAUGCAAUUAAAGUAUGCCACCUUGCGGCCAAAAAUUGUCUAAAUCGAACCGAAACUGUUCAAACCCCUAAGUACUAAAUAUGUGGACCCCAGUGCCUAUAGUUGACCUUCUACCGAAAAUAUCAGUCAAUCCACAAAGAAAUCUCAAACGAGUAUACCAUUUGACUUUGCGAGAGUAUAAAAUGUUCGGUUACAUCCGAACUUAGCCCUUCCUUACUUGUUUAAUCUUAAUACAGUAGAAAUCAUAACGAUUGCGCAGAAAAUAUAUUGUAUCUUAAGGUGAUAACUUACUAUAAAUCGCAAUUAUUGCGUCGUACAUAUUUUCAGUUAUUUCGUUGCCAAAACAAAAAAAAAAACGUCGGUGUUAAACAAAUUUGAAUUAGGUUCGAGAACCAUUGAAAACUCUUUAACACCAAAAAAUUUGACCGAGUGGAUAAUAAUUUUUUAAUAAAUCCAUGUUUGGCCGCUAGAGGUUCCUCUAGCACUUUAUUACCACACUUUAUACCCACAACUAAAAGUACAGACAGUUUUAAGUACAUAGUUCAAAUACAUUAUAUUUACAUACAUAUGCAUAGGGUCUACUAACAAGAACGACGUGAUGAUAAAAAACACUCAAAUUUGGUCAAAAUGGGUUCUGUUUUUUUUUGUUAUGCAGAUAAUUUUAUGAAUAAAAUUGAAUAAGAUGUCGGCCAAUAUCUCCAAUGUGUCCAUGUUUAGACGUAAAACAUAAGGCGGUGCAGUCUUGUUAGAAAUAGAUAUCGUCGCGUCGAUUUUAUCAAACUCAGGGAAAAAAGUCGGUCAACAUCGUGUUAUAACGUUCGUUAUUGAUGGUAACGGCAUAUUUUGCCUAAUUUCGAAAGAAAUAAGGCCAUUUGAUGCCGCCAUACCACAAUCCACACGGAACGGUACAUUUUUAGGGAUGCAAUUGCAUUACCUAAACCACACGAGGAUUUGACUCAUCCCAAUAGCGGCAAUUUGGUUUGUUGACGAAGCCAUUAAGCCAAAAAUAGUCCUCAUCUAAAAGAUGAUUUUUCAAUGAAAGUUUUUUCAAUGAUUUUUUCGAGAACGUAAAUUUGCAUAAUAAUCUUGGACAACACCGACAAAAUUUGCCACAAGUCCAUAAACAAACAUGGCCACGACGACUUGUCAAAAUAUCGUCAUCCCUGUUGGUAGACGUUGUAUAUUU